CAACCCGGAAGUUGGUUGUGCGACCGACAAAUGGCAGCCGCCGGUAACUCGAACACACCGCUGUGUCCACGGGUUAAAACUAGAAAUACAAACAAUUGUACCGCUCUUAGAGCUCUGCCAGCUGUCUUGCUGGUAAACAACUUUACUUAAUUGCAAUUUCCAAGACGCUGGAGAGUUUAGCCUACAGCUAAGUUAGUUAGUGCAUGCUUUUUUGCGAUGGAUCUGUUGGAGCCUCCCACGCCGGUGAAGGAUAAUGUUUCUUCUCCUUCGGAGUCCAAAGCCAAGAACUGCGAUCUGUCCCCCGCGAUGAGAGCCAAGAUCGAACGAAACAGACAGCGGGCUCUGAUGCUGAGGCAAGCCCGACUGGCCAGCAGACCAUCGGCAGGAGAAGGGGGUGGAACCUCGGCUAAAGUCGCUAAGAUAGUCGACUCUGGAGGAGGGUUCUUCAUUGAUGAAGAAGAAGAGGGACAGGAGGAGCAAAGGACAAAGGAAGUGGUGCAUCAACCAGCUCCGGUGAUAGAGGCAGACUAUCUGCUGUGUGAUGACUGUGACAAGCCGUUUAUGGAUUCCUACCUCAGCAACGGCUUCGAUCUGGCAGUCUGUGACAACUGCAGAGACAACGAGGUGAAACACAAGCUGAUAUCCCGUACAGAGGCUAAGCAGCUCUUCCUACUGAAGGACUGUGACCUGGACCAGAGGGAGCCAGUGCUGAGGUUCGUCCUGAGAAAGAACCCACACAACCCUCACUGGGGAGACAUGAAACUCUACCUCAAGCUGCAGGUGGAGAUGCGCUCCUUAGAGGUGUGGGGCUCUGAGGAGGCCCUGGAGGAGGCCAAGGAGGCCAGAGAGGAGAACAGGGAGGUGCAGAAGCAGAAGCGCUUCAACAAAAAGGUUAAAGAGCUCCGCCGUGCGGUGAGGAGCAGCGUGUGGACAAAGGACACCAGUGCUCACCAGCACGAGUACGGCCCUGAGGAGCUAGUGGAUGAAGAGGAGGAUCUCUACAGGAAGGUCUGUAACACCUGUGGACAUGAACUGACCUAUGAGAAGAUGUAGCCUCGUGUCCUUUAAACCUUAUCCCGGAGGCUCACAGGCUGAGUUAUUAUUUUGUGUACCACUGGUGAUACACCUGACAUGUAAACUGAGAUUCAAAUGGCUAAUACCUCAAGACGCAUGUCUUGAAGCUGAAGCAAGGAGGCCGACCUGAAAUCAUCUUAGCACAUGCCAUACACAAAGAAUCCACAAGAGGGCAUAAAUACAUCAACACUUUUUUUCACAGAGAAAUGUUGCACUGCUCCGAAGCUGGUCAUAGCUGUUAUGUUAUAUUAUCAACUGUUUAGCAUGUUAACUUCCAUUUUGUACAGAGCAUUUCUAAGAUCAUCUAAUGUGUAAAAGGAUCUGCAUGUGCAAAAGAAAUAUAUUUUUCCAUAAUGUGUUCACUUUUGCAUCUGUACUUGACUUGUUUUAGAUCUGUAAACAAUCUGUAAAACAAAUGUGCUCUUGGUUAAAAUGGAUAAUUCUUGUAUUAAUCCAGAAUCAAGAAAUUGAUUUAAUUUGCAUAAAAUCCAUUGGAAAUGAUAGUCAACUGUCUUUGCUGUCUGUUGCAGAAUCACGCUGUAAGUAAUGAAGUUGUUUUAUGAUCUGCGUUAGAUUUUGGUCGCCUGCUCCAAUCCGUGCUCAUACUUGAAUAUUUUGUGGGCAAUUAUUUCUUAAACAACCUCCGGUCAUAACCACCUGCACGUAGUUCAUCUAAUGAGUGAAGGACUCCAUAGUCCAGACAUCGCUAAUCUAAAGGGAGCAACUGACAAGGUACAAAAUGACUCCACCAUUUUUUAUUUGAAUUGUAUUAUUUUGUCCAACAAUCUAGUUAAUGUAACACGUAUCGUCUGUCUUUCUUCUUUGCAAAUGAAAGCUGCUUCAUAGUAGUUAUUGGAUGUGACGCAGCAUGUCGCACUAUAUCAAUAAAUGCAGUGCUUCAUGGUUUACUUUUUAUUCAAGGGGGGGUGGGGGGAACCGGUCUAAAGCAGGAUCAUCAACUACAUUCAGCCGCGCGCCAAUUUUUUUCCAUACAAUUUCUAGACUGCAAAUUGACCGCAAGAAGCCCAAGCAGAUAUAUUUGACUAAAACAUAAUAAUUUCCAACAUUGCUUACAUUUUGUAUACGAUCACAUUUCAAUUAUGGGUGGGAAUACUUGGGAACAGAUUUCCAAAAUGAAAAUCACUUUUUGCACAGAAAACUUGGGGAGCCAAAUAAAACCAUGCACGGGCAAUAGUUAAGGGCACCAGUUGGGGGAUCCUGGCCUAAAGGCUACUGUAGGCAUACAGCCUACCUAAAAUGUGGGUACAGGCUAUAGACUUGUACUGAAUUGUUUCAAAGAGAUGUCCUGUCCAGAAUCACAAUCUGCAAGCUCCCAACAUAUCCAGUGAGUUUUAUAAGAAAAAUAUAACUCUGAUCUAUGAUAUUGAUAAUGUACUGUUAUGACAUGAGCUUUUGCUAGACUGGUGUGGUGAAAAAAGAAUUCUAACUAAAUCCCCGAGCAGUCAGUCACAUCAAGCCCAUGGCAAAUUGACCUUUAGUGACCUUUUCUUUAGUGGCUACAGCAAUGUGAGGUUUAAACUACCUAAUUCCCAUCUUAAACACUAGUGCAAUACACCUAGACAAAUGAAUACACAGAACAAAAAUAUAAUACAUGUUCCAAACUGACAAUGGGGGUUCAAAGCCUCACUCAUGCAAAGUUAAGACUGGCAAGUCUGAUGAUGGUCAAACGCUUGAUAUUAGAGCUCUGGAGUGGCUUAAAGGGUAAUGCUGGUGCCUCCCACCAAGCAACUAAUGAGGUAGUAUGCAGUGGUGUAAAGUACUUAAGUAAAAAUACUUUAGUGUUUUUUGUUGUUGAGUAUCUCUACUUUACUAUUUACAUUCCUAAAGAAAAUUAUGUACUUUUUACUCCAUACAUUUUCCCUGACACCCAAAAGUUAAAAAAAAAAAAAAAAAAAGUACAUUUUGAAUGCUUAGCAGGACAGGAAAAUGGUCCAAUUCACACACUUAUCAAGAGAACAUCCCUGGUCAUCCCUACUGCCUCUCAUCUGGCGGACUCACUAAACACAAGUGCUUUAUUUGUAAAUGGCGUAUGAGUGUUGGAGUGUGCCCUGGCUAGCCAUAAAUAAAAAUGUAUGCCACCUGGUUUGCUUAUGUGAAGGAAAUGUAUAGUGUGGAGGGACAGCCUUGAAAAUGUUCAUAUUUUUGUCAUAAAUAAUCCCUGAUCCCUGCCUGUGCUUGGAUCAGUUACUAAUUAGAUUGGGUAACCCAGAAUGAAGGGUUUGAAAGUGCAUCUAAGUUUGACUGUGACCUCUCCAGCUUGCUGACAAUUAAAGAGUGAUUUAUUUAAUAUUGA
This is a messenger RNA of Salvelinus fontinalis (brook trout), 3388 nucleotides long. Its product is annotated as DNA repair protein complementing XP-A cells homolog. The record is from RefSeq and is a predicted model, not a curated record. Gene Ontology annotation, biological process: nucleotide-excision repair involved in interstrand cross-link repair; base-excision repair; nucleotide-excision repair, DNA damage recognition. The transcript is spliced from 5 exons. Gene Ontology annotation, molecular function: damaged DNA binding. Lineage: Eukaryota; Metazoa; Chordata; Actinopteri; Salmoniformes; Salmonidae. Gene Ontology annotation, cellular component: nucleotide-excision repair factor 1 complex. Bases 217 to 1053 code for a protein of 278 amino acids.